GCCCAGCCUUCCGCGCUGGGCAGCGGAGAUUGACUGGCUGCAGUCCUUGUGGCGUCUGGCGCUCCGGGGAAGAGCCAUGUCUACUUUCCGCCUGGCCCUCAUCCAGCUUCAGGUUUCUUCCAUUAAAUCAGAUAACAUUAUCCGGGCUUGUAGCCUAGUCCGGGAGGCAGCAAAGCAAGGUGCCAACAUAGUUUCUCUGCCGGAGUGCUUCAAUUCUCCAUAUGGAACUAACUACUUUCCUGAAUACGCAGAGAAGAUUCCUGGAGAGUCCACAAAGAAGCUUUCUGAAGUCGCAAAGGAGAACAGCAUAUACCUCAUUGGAGGCUCCAUCCCAGAAGAGGAUGAUGGGAAACUGUAUAAUACCUGCACUGUGUUUGGGCCUGAUGGAAAUUUACUGGUAAAGCACAGAAAGAUCCAUCUGUUUGACAUUGAUGUUCCUGGGAAAAUUACAUUUCAAGAAUCCAAAACACUGAGUCCUGGUGAUAGUCUCUCCACGUUUGAUACCUCUUACUGCAGAGUGGGCCUGGGCAUCUGCUACGAUAUGCGCUUCGCAGAGCUUGCACAAAUCUAUGCACAAAGAGGCUGCCAGCUCUUGGUGUAUCCUGGAGCUUUCAAUAUGACCACUGGACCAGCCCACUGGGAGUUGCUUCAGCGAGCCCGAGCUGUUGAUAAUCAGGUGUAUGUGGCUACAGCCUCUCCUGCCCGGGAUGAGAAAGCCUCGUACGUGGCCUGGGGACACAGCACUGUGGUGGAUCCUUGGGGGCAGGUCCUAACCAAAGCUGGCACCGAGGAAACAAUCCUGUACUCAGACAUAGACCUGAAGAAGCUGUCUGAAAUUCGGCAGCAAAUCCCCAUUUUAAAACAGAAACGAGCAGACCUCUAUUCAGUGGAGUCAAAGAAGCCCUGAUGUCCUUCUAACCUGUCACAAGCAGAGUGAUGUUCUGUAAGACGAGCAACUCUACCACUCUACCAA
Messenger RNA from Rattus rattus (black rat), 973 nucleotides. RefSeq names its product nitrilase family member 2 (gene Nit2). Gene Ontology annotation, biological process: oxaloacetate metabolic process; L-glutamine metabolic process. The record is from RefSeq and is a predicted model, not a curated record. The transcript has 10 exons. Lineage: Eukaryota; Metazoa; Chordata; Mammalia; Rodentia; Muridae. Gene Ontology annotation, cellular component: mitochondrion. Gene Ontology annotation, molecular function: omega-amidase activity. The coding region runs from base 77 to 907 and encodes 276 amino acids.